AUGCCUCUCAUUGCGCAGAACCCAAAAGACCGAGUCAUCCUCGGCUUGAUGACAUUCGGUCCCGACGAGACCAGCGGCGCGCGCAUCACAGAGUUUGACGAAUUCACCAAGCAUCUCGACUACUUCCAGUCCCAGGGCUACGAUGAGAUCGAUACGGCGCGCAUGUACGUUGGCGGCAAGCAAGAGGCAUGGACGCGCCAGGCGGGGUGGAAGGACCGCGGCUUUACUCUCGCCACCAAGGUGUACCCUUAUGAGGCUGGUGUUCACAAGCCUGAUAGGCUGAAAGAACACUUUGAAACUAGUCUCAAAGAGCUGGGGGCGGACUGUGUCGACAUUUUCUACCUGCACGCACCGGACCAUUCCGUGCCGUUCGAGGAGACACUCGGUGCUGUGAAUGAGCUGCACAAGCAGGGCAAGUUUGUCAACUUGGGUCUUUCCAAUUUCGCUGCGUGGGAGGUUGCAGAGGUGUAUAAUAUCUGCAAGGAGCGUGGCUGGGUGAAGCCGACCAUCUACCAGGCCAUGUACAACGCAAUCACUCGCGCCAUCGAACCCGAGCUCAUCCCAGCAUGCCGCAAAUACGGCAUCGACAUCGUCAUCUACAACCCCCUAGCCGGCGGUCUCUUCUCCGGCAAGAUCAAAUCCAAAGACAUCAAGCCCGACGAAGGCCGUUUCGGCACCAAAGCCGAUCGCGUCGGAAGCAUGUACCGCGACCGCUACUUCAAAGACGCCACGUUCCAGGCUCUGAAGAUUGCUGAAGACGCUGCCCAGAAGCACGACCUGACGCUGCUCGAGAUUGCGCUGCGGUGGUGCGUUCACCACUCUGAGUUGAAGACACGGGUUAAGGGUGGGAAUGACGGUGUGAUCAUUGGGGUGAGUAAUUUGAAGCAGUUGGAGGGUAAUCUGGCGGAUCUGGAGAAGGGACCGUUGCCUGAUGAUGUGGUGAAGGCUUUGGAUGAAGCUUGGAUGGCUGCUAAGGCUACGGCACCGACUUACUUCCGGUAA
This is a messenger RNA of Alternaria viburni, 1002 nucleotides long. RefSeq lists its product as uncharacterized. Gene Ontology annotation, molecular function: oxidoreductase activity. The coding region runs from base 1 to 1002 and encodes 333 amino acids. Lineage: Eukaryota; Fungi; Ascomycota; Dothideomycetes; Pleosporales; Pleosporaceae. The transcript is spliced from 3 exons. The record is from RefSeq and is a predicted model, not a curated record.